Molecule: messenger RNA, 1200 nt
Organism: Poecile atricapillus (Black-capped chickadee)
Lineage: Eukaryota; Metazoa; Chordata; Aves; Passeriformes; Paridae
Gene: RNF212B
Product: ring finger protein 212B
Exons: 9
Coding region: 34-906 (290 amino acids)
Biological process (GO): reciprocal meiotic recombination; protein sumoylation; homologous chromosome pairing at meiosis
Cellular component (GO): synaptonemal complex
Molecular function (GO): SUMO transferase activity
Source: RefSeq, a predicted model, not a curated record
ACAUCAAAGGCAGCUCCUCACCCCGGUCCUGCCAUGGACUGGUUCCACUGCGCUCGCUGCUUCCGCCAGGAUGGCACCCAGUUCACCAUCACCAGCUGUGGCCACAUCCUGUGUGAGGGCUGUGGGGACACAGGUCCCUGCCCAGUCUGUGCCACCGCCUGUCGCUACCUGCCACUAUCCCAGCAGGCCAGUGCCCACCAUGUUGUGCCCCAUGUCCACUUACCGCUUCCCACCCUUUUCCCCUCAUGUUUCCCAGCCUUCUUCCCAUCCUUUUCACGCCCCCAUGCCCAACAGAUGUGCCCGGAGGUGAAGGUUUUCUUCAAGAACCCAGUGGCCAUCGCCCUCAAGCACCUUGCCCACGUGACGCAGGUGUGGCGGUUCCAGCAGGCACAGGCACAGCUGCUGGUGGACUUACACCGGGACAGAGCUCGGCAGAUGCAGGCGGAGCUGGAGAAGGCCAGAGAGGAGCUGAGGGAGAUGAGGAGGGAGCUGGAUUCACUCCGCCAGGAGAAUGCAGAGCUGCGCCGCAUUCAGAUCUCCCCACAGCUGUCCCCGGGCUGGCGCUGGAGCAGCCGCAGCAGCACCCCCCGUCCCUCCCCCACACAGUCAGUCACCCCCCAGCCCCGCCGGCAGCUCAGCAGCCGAGUGGUCAGCCGCUUAGCCCCACUGGAACCCCCCCGGUCCCACAGCACCCCAGGAUGGCAGGCUGGCGUAGCCUACCGAGAUUCAAGGACCACUCUGGCCUCCAGCGUGGGGCUCUGCCCCGCGGCCGGCGAGGGGCGGGCGCUCCCAGUGGGACAGCGAUCCACGGCCAUAAAGGACAAACAGAGACCUUUGAAGGGAUCCAAGGCUCCCGGACAGGAGCUCCGGGACUUCCCUGGAGGUGGCUGGGCGCAGGAGAAAUAAAAAUUAUUUUUAAAAAUGCCAAUUUUGGGGUCAUUUUGAGUCCGUUUGUGGAGUAAGUGGCGUGGCCUCUACCUCGCGGCCCCGCCGGUUGAGUUGCCGGUGCUGCACCCCUAGUGGCUGUUGGCUCGGUGUGGGUGUAGCCUAAGGGUAAAGCGGAGUUUGGGGGGGAAAUGGAGGGAAUUGGAAAAAAUGGGUGAAACUGGGGGGAAAUGGAGGGUUCCGAGGUGGUCUGUGGAGGAGGGGGAGGGCUUCCGUCAUCUGGGGACAUCGCGGAUUGGUGGAAAUCCGUUAGCG